CAGGCUACAGAAAUUGACCCUGUCUUAAAGACGGUGCUUAAUUAUGUUAAAAAAGGUUGGCCACGCAAGGUAAGUUGUAAAUUAAUAAGUCCUUAUUUCCAAUGUAAAACAGACCUGCAGUUUGAAAAUGGGACCUUACUGCGCGGGCAUAGGGUUGUUAUUCCUAGUACCUUACGGCAAAAAAUGUUAUCGCAAUUGCAUAGCUCACAUUUAGGCAUAAUAAAAAUGAAAUCCAAUGCGCGCGCUCGGAUGUGGUGGCCGGGCAUCGAUGCCGACAUCGAGCAGUGGGCCGCCUCGUGCGCCACGUGCGGCGCGCUGCGCCCGGCGCCGCCGCGCGAGCAGCCGGCGCCCUGGCCGCGGCCGCCCGGCCCCUACCAUCGUAUUCACAUCGACUACAUGGCAAUAGGGCAAAGAGUAUACCUGGUAGUGGUGGACGCGUACAGUAAAUGGCUGGAAUGUAUCUAUAUGAAUAACGGGUUCAAGACUAGUGUGGGAGGGAUGUUGUGUAUACAUGUACCUACAUCGUAUGUACCUAUCUAUAGCUAUAGAUGCAUAACCAACGCGCUCGCUGUGUGCCUUGUCAAACCACUCUUAUUUAGUAUUAAAUCAGCAACAGCCACAUUCGGUCGUUUUACUUAUAUACCUACCCGCAUAUAUAUUACUUUCGCUACGCUCGCGAUCCAAUAUUGCAAACUUUCGCUCACUCAGGUAUCAAUAUUGCAUACGUGCGGUUAA
Leguminivora glycinivorella is the source of this 735-nucleotide messenger RNA. RefSeq lists its product as uncharacterized. Lineage: Eukaryota; Metazoa; Arthropoda; Insecta; Lepidoptera; Tortricidae. The transcript has 2 exons. The record is from RefSeq and is a predicted model, not a curated record. The coding region runs from base 184 to 735 and encodes 183 amino acids.